Messenger RNA from Closterium sp. NIES-65, 3849 nucleotides. Lineage: Eukaryota; Viridiplantae; Streptophyta; Zygnematophyceae; Desmidiales; Closteriaceae. The record is from the annotation of a GenBank genome assembly.
AUGAUGGAGCGCGACUUGUGGGGAUUCUUCGAUGGGUCGGCAUCGAAGCCCACGACGGACGCUUCAACCGCGGAGAAGGAAGCGUGGGUGCGCAAGGACAAAAAGGCGUUUGCCUUUCUUGUCUCCAAGCUAAGCCUCCAACUCGUCCCGAUCGUGAGCCCUUGCAUCGACCGUGACGGCGCGACUCGUGAAGCGUGGAAGCGACUCGAAGGAGAGCACGUCUCCAAGUCACUUCAUAGCAAGCUUCAAGCGCGCCUCGACUUCUUCACGGUGCGGAUGAAGGACGGCGAGUCAAUACGCGCGUACGUUAACCGCGUGGAGGAGCUUGGCGAGCGUUUGGUGGAACUCGACGCGAGCGUGGAGGACAACGAUUGGAUCAUGACGCUCCUCGCGGGCCUCGGUGAAGCAUGGUCAACGGUGAUCACGAUGUUGGAUGGGACGCAAGAUACAUGGAAGAAGGAGCAAGUGGUGGCACGCCUCAUCAACGAAGAGGCGAGGCGCGCGAAGUUGCAUGGCGAUGCAAUCGGCGCGGCACACUUCUCCCGCGAUGCGAAGGCGAAAGGGUCGGGUCACUUCAAGCGGCGCAACGACGGCAACAACCGCAGGAGUUCGAACGGGAGCGCGGCGACCUCAAGCUCAUCACGAGGAGGAUCGGCCAACGCCAAUCGAGCUCGGGCGCGAGAUGGAGCUUGUCGGUUUUGCAAGAAGACGGGACAUUGGUGGCGCGAUUGUCCCGUUAAACCGGCAAAUUGGAGGCCGUCUUCAAGUGACGACAACCGGCGCGCGCAUGUGGCGACAUGCGACAACAACGACCGGGACUUCGUCUUCGUCGCAAGUGGAACGACCGUCGGUGGUGUUGACGCGUGGGUACUCGAUACGGGUGCUACUCAACACAUGACGGCGAGCGCGACGCUUCUCAACAACGUGACAACGGUGGCUCCCGUUAGGCGCGUGAUGUUCGGCAACCGUGACACCUUGGAUGUCACGGGACAAGGCGACUUGCGGCUCAUGGUGGACGGCGGUCCACUCACCAUCAAGAACGUCUUGGUGGUUCCCGGGCUCGGCGCCAACCUCCUAUCCGUUUCUCAAUUUACACGCAAGGGGAUGCGUGUGAAUAUUGAAGGGACCACGAUGGCGUUGAGCACGGCGGACGGCGUACACAUCGGCACGGCACGCCAAGCGGGAGGACUCUUCAUGCUCGACGCUCUUCCGAGCGUGGCGAGGGCUCAAGCGGCUACCUCGACAACAACUCUCUCGACGUGGCAUAAUCGGUAUGGCCACCUCAACCACGCCGCUAUUCAAGCUAUGGCAACGAAGGGGAUUGCGGUUACGUUGGCAACAUGGAUUCGCAACCGGUGCGUGACCAAGGCGUUGCCGAACACGACGCCUCUUGAGGCUUGGAGCGGUACGAAGCCGGACGUCACCGACCUUCGCACGUUUGGGUGUACGUGCUACUACCAUGUCCCGGAUGCCACACGGACCAAGCUUGAGGCGAAGGCGCGGGUGGCGAUGUACUUGGGUCCAAGCGCGGAUCACAAGGCGUGGCGUGUGUGGGACUUGGAGCACGGGAAGCUCGUGGUGUCGCGCGACGUGGUGUUCUACGAAGACACCUUCCCGUCCAAGUUGAUGCACGUGCCCUCGGUCAUCAUUGUCCCUCCCCCCUUGGAUGCCGCGGAUGAGGCGGAUGUUGCUCCUACGGCUUCUCCUCCUCGUACGAGUGAGGGGGAGAAUGGAUCGGGUGCGGUUGGAGUGAGUGCGGAUGAAGAACAUGCCAAGGAAAGUGACCCUUCAUCUCCUCCUCCUAAAAUCACUCCCACCCUCGCAUCCAAUCGCACUCGGAGGACUCCUCGUCCCAACUCCAAGUUGGAUGACUACUCUCUUGUGGCGGGGGAUGACAAGGGAGGGGGAGAUGCUAUGUGUCUUGAGGCAUACACCGACACACCGUCCACCUACCAAGGCGCCAUGAGCUCGGCGGAAGCGGCGGAAUGGGAACGUGCGCUUCAAGCGGAGUACGAUUCGCUCAUGGCGAACGACGUCUACGAGCUCGUCCCCAUGCCCCCCGGCGCCUACCUCGUUGGCUCUCGUUGGACCCUUGUAGCGGACGUGAAGACGAAGCUUGCCGCCGAAUUCUCCAUGCGUGACCUCGGCGCCGUCUUCCACUACCUAGGGAUGCACAUUGAUCGCGAUCGAGGGAACAAGACCCUCGCUCUCCACCAACAUAAGUACUUGGAGAGUGUGGUGGAUCGCUUCGGCAUGAUCGAGAGCAAGCCUACACCGACACCUAUGGAAGCGGCGUUUCAUCCCUUGGCGUCUGUCCUUUCCGUCUCGUCAAACCUCGAUUCGUCCUUCAUCAUUCGCCCGCAUAUUCUUCCUGUCACCAAACCCAGCCUCCGCUCCCUCCGCUUCCUUCGUUCUCCAUGGCAUCGCAUGUCGGACGUGCCAUGGCUGCAUGACGUGGCAUGGGUGCAUGACGUGCCAUGGUUCCAUGACGUGGCAUGGCUGCAUGACGCAAGGCGACGCUGUGUGAGCAGAUCGUACAGCAGCCGUUGCUCUGCAUACGUCAUCCUCUUCUCUAUCCCCCACACAUUUGUUGCCUCCCUUCACUCGUCUUAUCUUUCUCCAGGAGUGUUGGGGGGAACAGCGUCGGGCAAGACGACGGUGUGCGAGCAGAUAAUACAGCAGCUGAGGGACCACCGCGUGGUGCUCAUUGACCAGGACUCCUCUUCACUCCUCUCCGCCCCUCUCCAUCCCACUCGCUGUCACUCCUCACCUCACCAUCACUCUCUCCCGGCAGGAGUGUCAGGGGGAACAGCGUCGGGCAAGACGACGGUGUGCGAGCAGAUCAUACAGCAGCUGUUGCACUGCAUACGUCAUCCUCUCCUCUAUUCCCCACACAUGUGCGUGUCAGGUGGCACGGCAUCGGGCAAGACGACGGUGUGCGAGCAGAUUAUACAGCAGCUGAGGGACCACCGCGUGGUGCUCAUCGACCAGGACUCCUUCUACCGCUCCCUCACGCCCGAGGAGCUCGAUAGAGUCACCGAGUACAACUUCGACCACCCAGACGCGUUUGACUCGGAGGCGAUGCUGGAGACGAUUCAGGGGCUCAAGGAGGGGCGGGCCGUGGACAUCCCCACCUACUGCUUCAAGACGCACCGCCGCGGCACCGCCAAGCGCCAGGUGAACCCAGCGGACGUGGUCAUCUUGGAGGGAAUCCUGGUGUUCCACGACCCGGCGGUGCGCGCACACAUGAACAUGAAGAUCUUCGUUGACACCGACGCUGACGUGCGCCUCGCCCGGCGCAUCCGCAGAGACACUGUGCACCGCGGAAGAGAUGUGCAGAGCGUGAUUGAGCAGUACGCCAAGUUUGUGAAGCCGGCGUUUGACGACUUUGUGCUGCCCACCAAGAAGUUUGCUGACAUCAUCAUCCCACGCGGCGGAGACAACCACGUGGCAGUGGACCUCAUCGUGCAGCACAUCCGCACCAAGCUGGGGCAGCACGAUCUACGGAAGAUCUACUCGAAUGUCUUUGUUAUUGAGUCCACAUUCCAGAUCCGGGGCAUGCACACUCUCAUUCGCAAUCGUGACACGCGCAAGCACGACUUCGUGUUCUACGCGGACCGGCUGAUCCGGCUGGUGGUGGAGCACGGGCUGGGCCACCUGCCCUUCGUGGAGAAGCAGGUCGUCACCCCCACCGGCUCCACCUAUGUUGGUGUCGACUUCUGCAAGAACCUCUGCGGGGUUUCCAUCAUACGCAGUGGCGAGAGCAUGGAGAAUGCGCUGCGAGCAUGUGUGAAGGGCAUCCGCCUGGGGAAGAUUCUCAUUCACCGUGAAGGGGACGACGGGAAGGAG